Molecule: messenger RNA, 1919 nt
Organism: Eptesicus fuscus (big brown bat)
Lineage: Eukaryota; Metazoa; Chordata; Mammalia; Chiroptera; Vespertilionidae
Product: vomeromodulin-like
Exons: 14
Coding region: 1-1740 (579 amino acids)
Biological process (GO): sensory perception of smell
Source: RefSeq, a predicted model, not a curated record
AUGCUAAGCCUCUGGGCCUUGGCCCUCACACUGGCUGUCCAGGCAGACGCGCUUGACCUGCUGCCCCCACCUACACUGCUGGGAAAACUUCCUGUCGAAAGACCCUUUCUACUACCUGGACAGUUCCGCAGAUCUCCACCAACUCCAAAAGGUUCUUCAUCCGUAAAAAAUCUAUCGGGGACUUCAAAUCCUAGCUGUAUCCCUGUGGCCAAGUACUUCAUGUCUAGCAGCAAACUCAAUGACUAUCUGAACACCACCCUGCCACCACAGAUUGAGAAGAUGCUCAUGUGUGCGGAUGUGGAUCUGGCCGGUGUGCUUGGGACAGUGUUAGACACAGUGUCCAACCUGGACGUGCUGUCUCUGUUAGACCUCUCCUCCUCCCUCAACAUCCUUGGCGACGGUGGCCUUAGUGGUGUCCUGGGCAAGGGGAGCAACAGCAAGUCCUCAAAGUCACCACUGUCUUCGCUCUCAAAAGCCACUGAUGCAGUCAGCAACCUGAUACCCUUGGCCCAAGGGGCCCUGGGCGGCCUACUACCCAACACUGUGGAGAAGGAUCCUGCAAAAAAAGCUGACCAGGACUCUUCUCUUCUCUCAAAUCUCCCCCUGCCCCUGGGUGGUGUGCUCAACAAAGUCGGCGAGCUCAAAGAAUCCACCGAGGGCGUACUGAAGAGUGCGGUGCCAAGUGGCAUCAACGAUGCACUCUCGGGCGUGCUGGGAAAUAUUAACGUGAAAGAUCUCUUGAUAGGAUUAGAGGUUCAAAAAGCAACUGUGGAGAACAUGAUGUUGACCAUGACAGAUGAUGAGAUCCUCGUUCAAGCUGUGACUACUGCCUUCAUAGGUGGAAAAGGCCUGUUAGGACCUGUAAUCAGCAUACUGGGAUUUCAAAUAAAUGGGGAUGUGACUCUGAAAAUUGGUAUUUCCACAAACAACACCCAAUGUGUCAGCUUCCAAGUCCAGGACAAGGUCAUCAAGGCUACGAAAGUGUACCUUCAGUUGGUGAAGACGGUCACAGAUACUUUGCCUCUCCCCAUCCCUUUGCCCUUGGAUGAUGUCAUUUCUCAACUGCUGACAGUUGCCAUAAAAGAGAAAAUGAAAGAAUCAACAUGUGACAUCGACCUCGGUGAUUUCAGCGAAUGCAAGAACUCUACUGGCUUGUUCGAGUACCAAGUUAAAAGUUUCCAGCUAUCUGAAGAAGGUCUUUCAACCCUCUACUGUGCCUCCUUUAACAGUAAAGUCCUUCUGCCUGGAAGCCCCCUUUCUCCAAAUCCUAAAAAUGCCAACAUUUCCAUAACUAUGUCUAACACAAUGCUCAGGGAAAUUGUCACCCUCAGUGCCAAGCAGAGCUCCAUCCAGAUGAAUAACCUGAAUACAUACAUCACCAAAGUAAUCUAUGCCAGCCUGCCAGACAACCAAGUCCAAGCCAUCUACUGGGUCGACGUGGAUAAGGAUGGUGAGAGCUUUGCCCAAGGGCAAACGAAGAUACUCAUCUCCUAUAUGUGCAAGAUUUUAAAUGGCAAAUUGGUAUCAGACAUCAAGAUUGUAAGACUUGAACACAGCAUGAAACCCCCUGAGGCUAUGGACGAGCUAAAAGAUGUGAUGUCUGCAGUUAUGAAGAAAUUUAUAUCUACCAUUACUGACAUUUCCAGUCGAUGGAAUAUUCCACCAGAAAUAGCCUCAAAUCUGCUAAACAAUGCCAAGGCUGAACUACUUAAAUCGAGAGACCUUCAGGCAGCAAACUAAACCCAGCACGUGGGAUACCAAAGCAUUUCCAAGAAUGAAAGCACUUUGAAACUUCUCUUAUGGAGUCAAGGACAUCCUUGUGAUUAAGGAGCCAAGUUGAAUAGUGUUCUGAACAUGUCAACUAUUCUUUGGAACCACUGUCACCUUGAAUUAACACGUGCAAGAAAAUCAAGAGCAGG